Messenger RNA from Morus notabilis, 713 nucleotides. RefSeq lists its product as uncharacterized. NCBI's taxonomy places the organism in Eukaryota, Viridiplantae, Streptophyta, Magnoliopsida, Rosales, Moraceae. The transcript is spliced from 2 exons. The record is from RefSeq and is a predicted model, not a curated record. Bases 42 to 581 code for a protein of 179 amino acids.
CAAAGAAAUCAAACUCUCCAUUCUCUUAAUUUCGGUGUGAAAUGGCUUCAGCCCAAUGCAACAGGCCCGCCAAUGAGACCUGCCAGCAGAAAUGCCAAGGCAGUAGCUCACUGGGCCAGAAGAUGUCUGGAAUGGCCGGCUGGGCCAAGGGAACUCACAGCCAACAGGAGACUAAGCCGAGCUGCCAGGCCCCAGCCCAGGUCCAUUCCUGCCCGAACCAGGGAACGUGCAAAGCUCAGACUCACCAGGCGUGCCACACUGCGGCUAAACCUCAACCUCACUGCGGGGUUAACAAAGCUAGCGGCCCCCACCACACCCACACCCACAGGCAUGGCCACGGCCACGGCCACACCAAGCACCAGACCACUAACGGCGCCGCUUCGUGCCACUGCGCUGCCAACAAAACUAAUGGCCGUCACAACCACAACCACCUCACUAAUGGCGGUACCGCGGUGAAGUGCGAGCAGAAGGAGAGAAACCUUUUCAGGAGGAUUAAGGAUCGUAUUUCUGGCAAUAGUAGUUGCAGCGACAACAGCGAUAGCGAAAGUGACAAUGAGUGUUGCCACAAAAGAAAGAAUUGAAAAGAAGCAUCUGCGAGUGCUGAUGAAAUGCCAACGUCACCAACAGAAUGAAAGAGCAUGGAUCCAACUACAAUAAUAAGUAAAUAAAAUGUAACUGGAUCAAAUAAAUGCAAUAUAUAUAUAUACACUAUA